Limanda limanda (common dab) is the source of this 3204-nucleotide messenger RNA. Its product is annotated as protocadherin beta-18-like. Gene Ontology annotation, molecular function: calcium ion binding. Gene Ontology annotation, cellular component: plasma membrane. Gene Ontology annotation, biological process: homophilic cell-cell adhesion. Lineage: Eukaryota; Metazoa; Chordata; Actinopteri; Pleuronectiformes; Pleuronectidae. The record is from RefSeq and is a predicted model, not a curated record. The coding region runs from base 1 to 3204 and encodes 1067 amino acids. The transcript has 6 exons.
AUGGAGAGCAAAGGACGACCGAGUGACUAUGGCUGGCUUGCUUUUCGUCUGUGUUUACUGGGGCUUUUCGGAAAGCAGGCAUUGGGUGAAUUGAGAUACUCUAUUCCGGAGGAGGUGAAAGAAGGAACCGUUGUCGGGAAUGUCGCCAAGGAUCUGGGUCUGGAGAGAACGUCUCUGGCUGAUCGACGUUUCCGUGUUGUUUCUGGAUCUAAGGAGACGUUCUUUGAGGUAAACCCGGACAGCGGGGCUUUACAGGUCCGGAACAAAAUCGACAGGGAGGAGCUCUGUCACGGCAGUGAUUCUGGAACUCCGUCACUGAGCAGCAACGUCACAGUGAACGUGUUCAUUCUGGAUCAGAACGACAACGCUCCAGUCAUCCUGUAUCCAGUCAGCUCCAACGGUUCUGCUGAAGGUGUGGAGGAGAUACCCCGCAAUGAAGUUACUGACCACAGCCUCUUUGGUUUGGACCGCUAUACAGGACAGAUCAGAACACUUCGCUCAUUCACAGAGACAGACGAGGCUGAGCACAAGCUGCUCAUACUGGUCAAAGACAAUGGGAACGUGUCACUCUCAGCAACAGCUACUGUCAUCGUCAAAGUCGUGGAGCCCAAAGAAGCUUUUGCAGCUUCUGAUUGCUCAAAGUCCACAGACUACACUUCUAAAUAUCUGCCAGAGCCUAAUUAUGAUGGGACACUGUGUCACAGCAUCCAGUACAGAUCUGGAGACAAACGCUACAUGUUAGUUGGACCCAGGAUGAGUAUAGGAUCUACUAUAGCCCCAGGAAGCCAUGCCAACACACUAAUGCUGCCUGACAGGAGAGGGAUGUCUGGAGAGUUGCGUGGAUUUUUGCUGGAUAAAACAUUUCACGUAUUUUUUCUCAUGAUCCUUUUAUGUGUGACGGGGGGUUAUGCAUCGGCUGAACUGAGAUACUCGAUUCCAGAGGAGAUGAGAGAAGGAAGCGUUGUUGGAAACGUAGCAAAGGAUCUUGGUCUGGAUAAAAGCUCUUUGAUUGAUCGGCGGUUCCGUGUUGUGUCUGAAUCUACGGACGCUUUUUUCGAGGUAAAUCCGGACAAUGGUGCUUUACAGGUUCUUAAGAAAAUCGACAGGGAGGAGCUUUGUCAGGGAAGCGGUGCAUGUUUAAUAGAGCUGAAAAUCCUCGUAGAAAACCCUUUGGAAAUACACUACGUACUUGUAGAAAUCACUGACGUGAAUGAUCACUCCCCUGUUUUUUCAGAAAUGGUGCAGAAAUUUGAAAUAGCAGAGCAUUCUUCUCCAGGAACGAGAUUCGAACUCCACGCAGCCCGUGAUCCCGAUGCUGGAAUAAAUUCCAUCCGCACAUACACACUAACGACAAACGAUCACUUUGAAAUAGAUAUUAGUCAGAGCGAUGAAGAUAAAAUGCCAUUUUUAGUUCUGAAGAAGGCAUUAGACAGAGAACGGAAUGAUAAACACGUGUUAUUUGUUACUGCAGUUGACGGAGGUAAACCUCCGAGAUCAGGCACACUCAACGUUUCCAUUAUUGUUCUAGACAUUAAUGAUAAUCGUCCAAUGUUUAGUCAGGAGACUUAUCAAGUAGAAAUAUAUGAAAACGCUCAAGUUGGAACAACCGUUAUUAAAGUCAAUGCAACAGAUCCAGACGAAGGUAGUAAUGGAGAAAUCGAGUACAGCUUCAGCAAAACAAUGGCACGUAAAAUCUAUGAGAUAUUUGAACUGGAUAGUGUGAGUGGACAAAUUAAAUUGAAAGGUGAACUUGAUUUUGAGGAAUCAGAGAUUUACAAACUAGACGUUCAAGCGUCAGAUAAAUCAACAGCGCCAUUAACAAGCAGAUGUAGAGUUAUAUUAAAGGUUAAGGACGUCAACGAUAAUCCACCCAAAAUAGAAGUGACAUCACUUUCAAAUACAGUGUCUGAAGAUUCAAAACCUGGAACAGUUAUUUCACUUAUCAGUGUGCGGGAUAAAGAUUCUGGUAUCAAUGGAAAAGUUAUUUUAAGUAUAACAAACGAAGUUCCUUUUGAACUAAAACCUUCUUAUAAGGAAAACACAUAUUCAGUUACCACUAAGCGAUUUUUGGAUCGAGAGGAGGUGUCAAAUUAUGACAUCACAAUAAAAGCCACUGACUGUGGUGAACCUCCCUUAUCAACUUUUAAAACUCUAAACAUUCAGAUAUCAGAUGUUAAUGACAACAAUCCACAAUUCUCCCGAAAUCCGAUACAGUUUUAUCUCUCAGAAAAUAACAUUGCUGGAAAGUCGAUUUUAUCUGUGAGCGCAACGGACAGUGAUUUAAAUGACAACGCAGCUAUUUCAUAUCAUAUUGUCAGACAGGGGAGUAAAAAUGACAUAAUGUCUUUCCUUAAUAUUAACUCAGAGAACGGUGACAUCACUGCACUAAAAAGUUUCGACUUUGAAACGCUGAAAACUUUCCAGUUCCACGUUGUUGCGUCGGAUUCUGGAACUCCGUCACUGAGCAGCAACGUCACAGUGAACGUGUUCAUUCUGGAUCAGAACGACAACGCUCCAGUCAUCCUUUAUCCAGUCAGCUCCAACGGUUCUGCUGAAGGUGUGGAGGAGAUUCCCCGCAAUGUGAACGCAGGACACUUGGUGACUAAAAUCAGAGCCUAUGACGCUGAUAUAGGAUAUAACGGCUGGUUACUGUUUUCACUGCAGGAAGUUACUGACCACAGUCUCUUUGGUUUGGACCGCUAUACAGGACAGAUCAGAACACUUCGCUCAUUCACAGAGACAGACGAGGCUGAGCACAAGCUGCUCAUACUGGUCAAAGACAAUGGGAACGUGUCACUCUCAGCAACAGCUACUGUCAUCGUCAAAGUCGUGGAGCCCAAAGAAGCUUUUGCAGCUUCUGAUGUGAAAAGUUCAACAAAAGCAGAUGAGGACAAUAAUGUGACUUUUUACCUGAUGAUAACUGUGGGCUCAGUUUCAGCUCUUUUUCUCGUCAGUAUCAUCGUGCUGAUUUCAAUGCAGUGCUCAAAGUCCACAGACUACACUUCUAAAUAUCUGCCAGAGCCUAAUUAUGAUGGGACACUGUGUCACAGCAUCCAGUACAGAUCUGGAGACAAACGCUACAUGUUAGUUGGACCCAGGAUGAGUAUAGGAUCUACUAUAGCCCCAGGAAGCCAUGCCAACACACUAAUGCUGCCUGACAGGAGGGGGAUGUCUGGAGAGGUAAGCUGGAUGACUUUUGCUUGA